AUGACUAUAAGCUUAAGAAUUUUUCAUAGAGGGUUUGUAGUCGACCUAAGUCAUAGAUUAACCAAAAAUGGCAAAUUCGUAUUUGCUGAACGAGAGAACAUUAUUACUUUAGCUCAAAAAUGUCGUGCGCAGGUUCCUAUUAAUGAAGAAACUUUAGAGGGAUAUCAACUUUACAUAGUUGAACAAUGGGCUUGUGAUAGAAGACCAUAUAACACAGUCACUGUUUUUACAGGUGAACCUACUCAUAAGAUUAAAGUAUGUGUCGUAUUCAUUGAAGAAAAAUUACAACCAUAUCCAGAAAAACUUGAAAGCUUAUUUUCGAAUCUGGAAGAAGACAAAACUCGGUUAAAAGAUACCCAUCUAGGAAAAAUAUUUGUAACAAAUCUAAGCUCAUUUCCUUCAUCAUUAAGUACUAUUUUGGUGACUGAUGGAGAUUAUAAUGCAUCUUAUCCACAAUUCCGUCUCAACUUAAAUUUACGUAGAAUUAGUUGUAGCAGUAAAAAUGCUUUGUCUUUAAAACCUCCAACUGAAGUCCAAAAACAGAAAUUCUUUCAACUAUAUUCAGUACCAGACAAAAUACAACUUUCAGUAUCAGAAAAAACACCAUUUGAUUCUGUAGUUAUUCAACUAGUGAAACACGUUCAAAUGGCAUUACACUUGAUUUUUGGUUUUCCACUAAAUUUGGUUGACGGAUUGUUAUGCAAUACUACCGAAUCUUUCCUAAAAGAAUUUAAGAAUGAACAUGCUCCUAAUUUCGAGACUCUAGAUAAUAUCUUUGAUCCAAAUCUGAUCUCUAUAAUUUUUAAAAUGGUGUUGAGCAUUCGGAAUAAACUUAAUUAUUUAAACUAUCAGGUUGGAAAAGAUCCAUUCGUGGAUACUGAAACAUUUUUAAACGGGGUUGCUUCUUUUCAGAAAUCAGCAAGAAGAGAUACAAUAUCUCAUAAAUUAGAUUCUGAAAUUGUCAAUAAAAUCAAUGAAGCUUAUAAUCGAUCAAGAUACCCUGAUGGAGUAAAAUUUCGCAAGGUCAUAAAUCAAUUCGAAAAAAAUUUACCUGGUAUAUCAAGCAUAUCAAGUCACUUAAAUACUUCGAACGACAUUGAGACAUAUAAUUUGGAAGAAUUUUGGAAAAAUUUUCAAUUCGAAGGAUCAAGAUGUUUGUGGAAGGGUAAAGAUGAAUCUAGUGAAUCGGAUUUGUUUCAUGGUAGUAAAGAAUUAGGAAAAAGCUUUCUUCGUGGUGUUUCAGGAAGAACAGCCAAAACUGGUGAAGUUAUAAGAGAGGGUGUUAGAGGACUUAAGGAAGGGGUUUCAGAAUCUCUAUCACAUUUGGUAGACCGAGGUGGAAUCUCAAGAGAAAAAGAUAAAUUAAUGGUUAGUUCUGGAAAGUCAUUAACAUCUCCACUGAAUUCUUCUAUGUAUCUUGGACCACCGAUACAAAAUGACCCCGAAAUUUAUGACAAAUCGAGGAUGACUGCAAAUAUGACAUAUCUUAACAAUUCAGCACAAAAUAGCUCUGAAUAUGUCACGAGUACGACUGAUCAACAGGUAAUAGAUUCAAGUAGCUCCGAUGAUGGGUCAUCCUACGGCAGUGAUACUGAAAAUUCAUGCUAUCAAAGAAGGCGAUAUUCUUUUAAUAUUUAUGAUGACAUCAAAAAAUCUCGAGAAUUGCCGAUAUAUCAUCACAAAAGGUCAAAAUCUUUUACAACUGCUGAAUUGGCUCGAAAACAAGGUGCUCGCUCAUUACAUAGGAGAACAUUCGAAGUUGAUAUUCAGACAUAUAUGAUUUAUAAAAAUCUUAAAGGACGGGAGACAAAAUUAGAAGAGUUGAUAAAACACUUAAAAUCAACUGCUAAAAAAUAUGAUGACCAAAUUGAGCAAUUAUCCAAUGCAUGUGAAGAAAGACAUCAAAUAUUCAAGUCAACAGAUGAAUAUAGUUCGAAAAUACUGUCCAAACAAAAAAAAGUUGCUGAAGCAGUAAAAAAAAUUUAUAGUGAUGCAACUGCUAAAGGAAAAUUAAAUUAUGAAUUGAGCUUAUUAGAAGAUAAAUUAAAGGAAAUUGAUGAGUUUAUUGAACAAUUUUGUUCUAAGGUCAUGGAAACAAAAAUACCACAUUCAUCAGGAUCUGUAAAGGCUUUAUUUAACGUUUGGAAUUAUCUUCAGCAACAAUGGGAUAUAAUUACUUCACGUUUAUAUAACGGAAAAUCAGAAGAGGAUAAAGAAUAA
Messenger RNA from Cetraspora pellucida, 2220 nucleotides. Lineage: Eukaryota; Fungi; Glomeromycota; Glomeromycetes; Diversisporales; Gigasporaceae. The record is from the annotation of a GenBank genome assembly.